AUGCAUAUCAUUCAGCACACAUCUCCCAUUUUUGCUCUCAGGACAGCUCUCCUCUUCGAUCCGGCUAUGCUGUCACACGUCUGCCUCUGUCCUCAUGGAAAUAAUCCCCAAGUACAUCCGGAGCAUCCGCUACGGAUUAUCUCUGUCCUCGAGCGGAUUGCCAGUUCUCGACUCCAGAUACCUCGCGGUUUGCUCUCGUCCACCUCUCUCACCGCCUCUCCCGACCAGGAAUCCUACCUGGCAUUGUCGGAGGGUCUUCCUUUAGCCUUCUUCUGUCAUUGGAUGCGUGCACGCAUGGCCACAAGGGUAUGUGUCUAUUCUUCCAUCGUCUUUGUCGUGUGGAUUGUCGUGACUGACUGCUGCCUUCAGUUAUUGUCGUCAAUGGAAUUUUUUAUCAAUGUCUCUCAAAUAACUGCCAAACGAGCUUUUCUACGGUGGUAA
This is a messenger RNA of Hydatigera taeniaeformis, 441 nucleotides long. NCBI's taxonomy places the organism in Eukaryota, Metazoa, Platyhelminthes, Cestoda, Cyclophyllidea, Taeniidae. The record is from the annotation of a GenBank genome assembly.